Ficedula albicollis (Collared flycatcher) is the source of this 1672-nucleotide messenger RNA. RefSeq names its product thioredoxin related transmembrane protein 1 (gene TMX1). The record is from RefSeq and is a predicted model, not a curated record. The transcript has 8 exons. NCBI's taxonomy places the organism in Eukaryota, Metazoa, Chordata, Aves, Passeriformes, Muscicapidae. Bases 46 to 777 code for a protein of 243 amino acids.
GCCGCCCGCGGCAGGCCGAGCCCCGUCAAGGUGCUGUCGGACGGCAUGUGGCGAGAGCUGCUGCAGGACGAGUGGAUGGUGGAGUUCUACGCGCCCUGGUGUCCCGCCUGCGAGAACCUGCAGCCCGAGUGGGAGAAGUUCGCCGAGUGGGGAGAGGACCUGGGGGUGAACGUGGCCAAAGUGGAUGUCACGGAGCAGCCGGGGUUAAGUGGACGAUUUGUCAUCACGGCCCUCCCUACCAUCUAUCACUGCAAAGAUGGAGAGUUCAGGAGGUACCAGGGAGCAAGGACCAAAGCUGCCUUCAUUAAUUUCAUCAGUGAUGAAGAAUGGAAAUCCAUUGAGCCAGUGUCCUCCUGGUUUGGUCCUUCCUCUUUCCUGAUGAGCAGCAUGUCAGCCUUGUUCAAGCUGUCCAUGUGGAUCAGGCAUGCCCAUGGCUAUUUAACAGAAAACCUUGGAAUACCAGUCUGGGGCUCCUAUGCUGUUUUUGGAUUGGCAACUCUGUUCCUAGGAAUGGUCCUGGGACUUAUGAUGGUGUUCCUGGCAGACUGCAUCUGUCCCUCCAAAAGGCACAGACCACCACAGCUCCAGCCUCAGCCAAGGAAACAAGGUCCAGAGUCAGCUCAUCUGCUGAAAAACAGGUAUGAAGAGCAAGAAGCAAAUGAGGGAGAUAUCUCAGAUGAUGAAACAGAGAGGAAGGAGGGGAGCAAGAGAGACUCAUCCCCGAGUGGCGUCCGGCAGCGCCCCGUGCCCAGUGCUGCUCCCCUGGAGAAAUCUUAGCUGCACUUGCAUCAGCAUUAGGGGAGAUCCAUGGCAAAUCCUUCAGCUUGAAGAGAAGAAUGACUCCUGGCUUGGUAAAGUUGCUGCAUUUCUUGAAUUUGGAGGAAAUAAUAAUUUAAUUAAAAAAAAAAAUUAAAAAAAGGCACCCAAAGGAUCCAAGGUAUUCCAGAGGAAAUCUUGCUGUUGCAAAUGCUGGAACUUCUCCUGUCUGUAUGCAGAGAAGUGCCAAGGGAUGAUUGCUGUGGCUUCUGGAAUGGUUUGUUCCCUAGGGGUUAUUUGGAAGAGAGUGUAAACCAGAGUCAUUCUUGCAUUAGGGAGCAUUAGCAAGGAAAAUGCACUCACCUGGUGGUUGGUGAAACCUCCCACAAGGGUUCCCUGUCCUUAUACUGUUCUUCAGCAUAAAUCUCUCCAGCUGUGCCCUGAAGAAAUGCUGAGGGAAAAAGUUCCUUUAGUUAUGGAACAAAAAUUCCUUUAGUUUAGGCUUUUUACAUGACAGAACCUGCUUUUUGCUAUGACAAUGAGUGCUACAAAUCCCCCCAAACCUUUUUUUUCUUACAAAGAGCUGGAACUUAGCACAAGCACUCUGCAGUGGGAUCCUCUGGCUGACCAGAAACCUGCUGCUUGCAUCAAUUUCUUCCAGAAAAAGCUGUAGAAAACUCUCUGAGCUUCUUGGCAAAGUAUUUUUUUCUUUAGGAACAAGUGACAAGCAGCACCUUGAAGUCUUGUCUGUGUCUGUGACUCCACGUGGGAAGAGUUUACACACAGGGUUCUCUGUGCAAAUCCUCUCCAUUCCUCCUCCUGGAUGCCAGCAGGACUCUGCUUGUUUUUAAUCCAUCAUUUCUUACUCAAAUCCUGGCCUGAAGUUAAAAUAACUCCUUUCUAUUUCUUUAUUUCU